GCCCGGGCGAGCGGGGGGUCCCCAACGGUAGCGGCGGCAACUGGCGGAAGUGACGCGCUGACUGACAGGACCCAUCAUGUCCGACAAACCAGAUUUUGCAGAAAUUGAAACAUUUGACAAGACCAAGCUGAAGAAGACAGAAACCAGAGAGAAAAAUCCAUUGCCCACUAAAGAAACUAUCGAACAGGAAAAGCAAAGUGAAAGUACAGCCUGAGCAUAAAACUGAAGAUGUGACUGUUGCUUCUCCAGUGGGGUUUUGGCUUCCAGUUGGGUUGUUUGGUUU
This is a messenger RNA of Calypte anna (Anna's hummingbird), 283 nucleotides long. RefSeq names its product thymosin beta 4 X-linked. Gene Ontology annotation, biological process: actin filament organization; regulation of cell migration. The coding region runs from base 77 to 214 and encodes 45 amino acids. Lineage: Eukaryota; Metazoa; Chordata; Aves; Apodiformes; Trochilidae. The transcript is spliced from 3 exons. Gene Ontology annotation, cellular component: cytoplasm. Gene Ontology annotation, molecular function: actin monomer binding. The record is from RefSeq and is a predicted model, not a curated record.